AUGGCCUCGCAGAACGACGACCCCGGCGCCGUCGCCCGCGCCCCCAGCAAGGCGGCCGAACCCGGCGGGGGCGCCGCCCGGGGCUCCGUGCGCAGCAGGCUGCAGCAGGAGCUGAUGACGCUGAUGAUGUCCGGAGACCACGGCAUCUCCGCCUUCCCGGAGUCGGACAAUCUCUUCAAGUGGAUCGGGACCAUCAACGGCGUGGCUGGGACGGUCUACGAGGAGCUGAGGUACAAACUCUCAUUGGAAUUCCCCAGCGGCUACCCCUACAACGCUCCCACCGUCAAGUUCCUCACCCCUUGCUACCACCCCAACGUGGACCUGCAGGGCAACAUCUGCCUGGACAUCCUGAAGGACAAGUGGUCGGCUCUCUACGAUGUCCGGACCAUUUUGCUCUCCAUCCAGAGCUUGCUGGGAGAGCCCAACGUGGAAAGUCCGUUGAAUACAGAAGCUGCCGAGCUGUGGAAGAACCAAGCAGCCUACAAAAAACGCCUCCAUGAAUCCUACCGAAAACACAUGAAGAGCCAGGAUACCUGAUGUCCUUCCCAGCCCUGGGCCGCUUCACCUGGGUGGGGAGGGGGCGAUAAUGUCUCUUCCCUCUUCUGUUUCAUCCUUGUAUUUUCUGUGUCGCCUCUGUUGUAUUAUAGGUCAUUUUAAACGUUAUUUGGCUUUUUUUUCCCCCCUGGUGUUAAUGU
Pseudonaja textilis is the source of this 695-nucleotide messenger RNA. RefSeq names its product ubiquitin conjugating enzyme E2 C (gene UBE2C). NCBI's taxonomy places the organism in Eukaryota, Metazoa, Chordata, Lepidosauria, Squamata, Elapidae. The record is from RefSeq and is a predicted model, not a curated record.